Molecule: messenger RNA, 930 nt
Organism: Baudoinia panamericana UAMH 10762
Lineage: Eukaryota; Fungi; Ascomycota; Dothideomycetes; Mycosphaerellales; Teratosphaeriaceae
Exons: 2
Coding region: 1-930 (309 amino acids)
Molecular function (GO): oxidoreductase activity
Source: RefSeq, a predicted model, not a curated record
AUGGUCAUGGACGGAGUUUUCAACGCGCCUUUGCCUCUGAUUGGCAGCCAUGAAGGGGCCGGAACAGUUACGGCUGUUGGAUCGGCAGUCGAGAAUUUCAGUAUUGGCGAUAGGGUUAUGGCUCAUGUAAGACGCAACACUUGUGGCGAAUGUUCUGAAUGUUUGGGCCCCGACGUCUGGAAGUACUGUUGCACAGCUCCUCGUGAUAGUCUAGGCAUCACCACGGACGGGGCCUUUGCAGAAUAUCUUGUUGCGGACUCACGUUGGUCUGUCAAGCUCCCCAAAGGCUUUCCGUUCACUGUGGCGGCUCCGCUAGCAUGCGCUGGCGCCACCAGCUUCCGUGCAGUCAAAAUGGCCGGUCUCGAGAGAGGACAGUGGCUUGCGAUCGUGGGCUCGGGAGGAGGCCUUGGGCAUCUGAGCAUACAUUUUGCGAAGCACAGAGGCCUCAAUGUGAUUGGCAUCGAUGCUCGCGAUGCAGGCUUGGCAUUGUCCUUACGCAGUGGUGCCGAUCAUGUUCUGGACGCCCGGAAAGGCAAGGACAGGAUAGUGAAUCAAGUGCAGAGCUUGACCAAGGGCAGAGGCGUUGACGCUACCAUCAAUCUUUCCGAUGCAGGCAGUGCAGCAUCCAUGUCCUGCGCAAUCACGCGAAUACACGGGACUGUUUGGCAGGUCGCCCAGCCCCGAGACGUCGCUGUCCCAUACCAAGAGCUUGUGCUCAGGGACAUUCGCUUACGAGGGUCUGUCAUUUGCUCGCCCAUGGACGCCCAGGAGAUGAUAGCGACAGUAGCCGGGAUGGGUGGCGACAUAGUAGCCGUGAGGACGUACGUGGGGCUCGAAAGUCUUCCUAAGCUCCUUCAAGAUGUAAGAGCGCAUGAUGCAGUCGGCAAGGCUAUAAUCGUAGUGGACAGAGCGCAAGUAACGCAAGCGUAA